CGCGCUGACCGCCAAGCGGCAACUAUGGCGACCUUCUUCGGGGAGGUGGUGGUGGCGCCGUCCCGUGCCGGCGUGGACGAUGAGGAGUCGGCGGAGGAGGGUUGCGAGGAGACGCCCGAGGACCGAGAGAUCCGCAGGGAGCUGGAGAAGAAAAGGGAGAUCGACGUCUGCUGGACACUGAAGUCGGGCGUGCCUACGGAAAGCUCUGCCGACGAGCUGUUUGUCUGCUCUAAACUUAUACUUGCAAUAGGACAUAAUGCUGCAGCUUUCUUGUCUUCUUUUAUCCUGGAUUCUGUAUGUUGGGAAGUAAUUGGAGCUGUGAAGCUGUGGAAUGAGUGGUGUCGAACAUCCAGCACAACAAAUGUCCUCCCAACAGAUUCUUUCUGUUUGUUUUAUCGCUUAAUAUCAGAUCCAACAGUUUGGUUAUGCCAGUGCAGUUGUUAUGUGGCUGAGGAUCAGCAGUUCCAGUGGCUUGAAAAGGUUUUUGGUUGUAUGCGAAAGGAGGGCUUGCAAGUAACCAUUCUUUCAACGUGUCCUGUAGCUGAUUACAAAACUCAGGAAUCCACUUUAACACUUCCAUCUCCCUUUCUGAAAGCCUUGAAGACAAAAGAAUUCAAAGAGCAGGUCUGCUGCCCACUGCUGGAACAACCCAACAUUGUGCGAGAUCUUCCUGCUGCUGUUUUGAGUUAUUGUCAAGUGUGGCAGAUUCCUGCAGUAUUGUAUCAGUGUUACACUGAUAUCAUCAAACUGGACACUGUUACAAUUGAAGCGUUCAAGCCUCUGCUUUCUUCUAAAGUCCUGAAGAGUUUAGUCAAGGAUGUAUCUGAAAGCACGAAGAUCUUGAAGAAGUUACUGAUAACCAGUGAAAGUCACAAUAAUAUCUACAUCUAAAGAGGAUAUUUAUGUUGCAGACUGCACUUUCAUAAACUCCAGUUUCUUCUGUCUACAGAAGAACAUUUUGGAAUUGUAGUUGUUCCCUUAAAAGUGGAAUAAAUUCCAGUAGAUUUUUUUAC
Molecule: messenger RNA, 1013 nt
Organism: Melopsittacus undulatus (budgerigar)
Lineage: Eukaryota; Metazoa; Chordata; Aves; Psittaciformes; Psittaculidae
Gene: PSMG1
Product: proteasome assembly chaperone 1
Exons: 7
Coding region: 25-891 (288 amino acids)
Biological process (GO): proteasome core complex assembly
Cellular component (GO): endoplasmic reticulum
Molecular function (GO): proteasome binding
Source: RefSeq, a predicted model, not a curated record